UAUCUAUACCAUAAUAUUGUGAAAUCCAAGAUCAGGCAGGUAUAACCCCAGAGACCAUAAAUAUAUUUAUCAUAGUUGUGUCACCAAAGUUGAAGUCUAGCUGCAGGGCAUCGGCAAGCUGUGUAAGAUGCCCCUCGGCUGGGACGCCAGAGCUUCAUCUCCCCUGCCAUGGAAAUUACUAGUUCUCGGGCUUACCCUGCUGGAGGCUGGAGUGUACAGUUUUUCUUUGUAUGCAUGGCCUUCCCUUGUCUACAUCUUCAAGCAUGAACACUUUUUUGAAAGUGCUUGUCAAGCAGGCCAUAACGGUACGGAACACCACCGGGUCCAGUUUGGUGUUCUUGAUUACGACAAGAACAUCAAUUCAACCAGUGAUGACGAUUGUGAGGAACAGGAUCAGAAAUUGAAUUUAGUCUAUUCCAUUGCCAUCACCCUUCAGGUUGUCUUACCAGUUCUGGGAUACUUGUAUGAUCACUGUGGAAUGCUAUUUAUUAGGAGCCUUUGUAUUUUUUUUGCAUGUGGUGGAUGUUCUUUGAUGGCCGUCGCCUCUUCAGGAGGCCUAGAAUGGCUGUUGCUUCCUGGAGCCACCCUUCAGUUACUAGGAGGAAGUAUGCUGUCCAUCACUGGUGUCCAGAUGACAUCUUUGUUCCCAGGAAAACAGUCCACCCUGGCAUCACUUCUGUCCGGGGCCUGUGACAUGAGCAUGGUCAGUCCACUGUUUAUUAAGCUUGCCUAUGAUGCAGGAUUUCCUUUUCAACAAUCAAUGCUGGUCUUUGCUGCUUUGACCUUUUGUAUUGCCACUACCGUCACGCUCACACUCCCACACCGGAGAGACAAAGAUGGUAACAUUGUACACAACAACAAGUGCAGUCAUGCCAUGUGUGGAGCUCUUCGAAUUGAUAAAGAAAAGAAGGACCGUUCUCCCAGUCAUGAGAUGCAAAAGGGUACCAUCUCGUUGCAAUUUCCUGUGGAACCCACUGAAACCCUGCCUCUGAGUCCUAAUGUUGUUGAAGGCCCUGGAGAGGGAGACACCAGUCAAGAUAGGAGCAAUGCUAAGUUCAGAGAAAAUGGUUGUCAAAAUGGUUCUGUUGAUCAGGGUCAGGUGUUAGGUAAAGUCAGUUUGACUGAAAAUGAAACCACUGAUCUGUCUGUACAAACUGCACAUAUUCCUGUUUCCCAGGAUAACAAAUUUUCCAAGGAAAACGAAUCUCCAGUGAGAGAAAAAAGCGGCAAUAUGGAUGCAGACAAUGUACCAAAUGAACAUAUUUUAACAGAAAAAGAUACAAGUGUGCCCCCAUCUCAGCCGUUAUUAGCCAAAGACUCCCAACGUGAUAAGAGCCUGUUGGAAGAAAAAGCAAAGUCCAUUUCCUCAUUUAAUGCAUCAGUGUUGACUCUUACAGAUCCAGAAGAUGCUAAAACAUUUAAGGCAAUUCUCAGGAUGCCUUUAUUUUGGGUGACACAGUUUUGGCUAGUUUGUGCAACAAUUAUUACAGCAGUUUAUUUUGGGAUAUUUAAUGAUUUGAUUACUUAUCUUGCACAUGAGGACCACAAAACAAUCAGUCAGUACACCAACGUCUUCGGCUGGCUGCAGCUGUCAGGGAUGCCACUAUCUAUGCUGGCUGGCUACCUUGCUGACAGACAGCACAGUGGAGGGGCAGUGGAAGCUGAAUUGAGGACUUUCAUUUUGUCCUUCAUGGUGCCAUUCAUUGCUGCCCUCCUUGUCUCUGUGUCGUGUGCCAUACCGGUGCUACAAGUCCAAUAUGGUGCUGCUGCUCUGCAUUGUGUUCUCAAGUCUUUUACGUAUGGCACUCAUUUUGCCUUUGUGUCCUUUGCGUUCCCUUCUGAGCAUUUUGGCAAGGCCUACAGUUGGCAAUUGUCUUUCUCAACACUUUUCCUAAGUUUACAAUAUCCUCUGUUCUACUGGUACAAAGCAGAGUUGAAGAGCGAGCCACUCUACCUAAGUCUGGUACUGGUGGCUGUAUCAUUUGGAACUCUAUGUCUUCCUGGAUACCUGAUACUGAAGGAGAGACAGAUACAGAGGGAAAAACGUGUGAAGAAUACAGCAACACUAUAACAAUGAUGUUAAAUGUCACCAGUAAAACACAAAAACUACUUCAAUUUGCGACUGAUGUUAUGAUGAGUUCACUAAGUACGGCGUAUUUAUAAGUGGUCUAACAUAUACACUGUGCACCUUAUCGUACAUGAAAACCAUGCACAAUAAUGCUCCACUGGGGGAUGCAGGAUUUAUUUAAGGGUACAGGUACCAACAGUUAAGUUGGUACUUGUGAACUGUAGAUCAGUGAGGAAUAAGGGUUCUAUCAUACUGACUUGGUGAAGGAUGAGAAUAUUGAUUUAGUCUCCUUAGUGGAAACCUGGAUAACACCUGAUCUUCAACAUUGUAUGCAAGCCGAUAUUACUCUAACUGGUUACCAGUGUAUUCCUCAGUAAGUUUUCUUAUCUCCUUGAGUACCUAGCACCUCUUCGAGGGAAAUUUAUCGUUGGCGACAUAAAUAUACACUGGGAUGAUCAACAAAUUUCUGAAACCAAGCAGUUUGCUUCGUUAAUUGAUUCAUUUGGACUUACACAGUACAUGUUAGAUCCCACCCAUGUUCGCGGCCGUACACUUGAUAUGGUAUUGGCUAGGGAAAGUGAUUCACUUGUAACAUCAUGUGAGGUAGGGCAUUUACUUUCUCACCAUCAUGUUAUCAACACCAUGCUUAGAUGUGGCAGACCGAACCCCAGUAAGGAGAAAGUCUUGUUCAGAAAAAUCAAGGGCAUUGAUGUGAAUGAAUUACAAUAACAGGUUACAUCACAGCUGGGUGAUUUAAGUUUUGCUAAUUUGGGUCCUGAGGAAUGUGUGCUUCUGUAUGACAGGACAUUAACAACUGCACUUGACAACCAUGCGCCUGUCAAAACUAAAACUUUUGUUAAAAAAGACCUGCAACCUUGGAUGAAUGAUCACAUUCUGGAGGCAAAGAGAGAUAGAAGGAAGGCGGAGGGGAAGUGGUAGGGGAAGGUAGUAAAUUAUUCUGAUAUGAUACAAGAAUGUGAUGGUGAUACCAAGGCUUUAUUUAGAACUGUCAACACUAUUCUGGGAAAAACCAAUUGCUCUAAGUACCCCAAAACAGAUUCACUGAAAGAUCUUGCAAAUAACAUUAGUGUCUAAAGUCGGCAAUGUCAAUGCUGAACUUUCUGAAUUAGGAAAGACUGUGACUACGCCAUCACAUCCACCUUUGUCAGAACUUUUACAAGAUCCGCAGUCACUCAUCACUAUUGAACCAACAACCACUUGUGAAGUAACGAAGAUAGCAAAGAGUUCCAGAAAGACAUCAUGCAUGUUAGACCCAAUCCCAUCAUCAUUAUUGGUUCAGAUUCUUCUGGCUGUAAUAAAUUUCAUUGUGGAAAUUAUCAACAAAUGUUUCACUGUGGGUGUUUUUCCAAAAAAGUUUAAAUAUGCAAUAAUUCACCCACUCCGCAAAAAGGACAACUUUGACACAGAUCUUUUGGUAAACUAUCAUCCUGUUUCCAAUUUGUCGUAGAGAGAAAGUAGAGAGGGUUAUAGCAGUUAGACUAUUUAAGCAUUUAGAAGCAAACAAUCUUGUUGAGGAAAUGCAGUCAACCUACAAAUUCAAUCAUAGCACUGAAUCUGCACUUUUGAGAAUUAAAAAUGAUUUGUUAAACGUCGUUGACAAACAUUCUGCUGUGUUAUUGGUACUAUUAGAUUUAUCUGCUGCCUUUGACACAGUAGACCAUAAUAUUUUAUUGACAUUUCUAGAACAGUGUGUAGGAGUUAGAGAUAAGGCCGGGAGAAUGCAUCAAGUUACUGUUAUAUAAAUGGUGUGUUUUCUGAACUCUCACAGCUUUUAUUUGGUGUUCCUCAGGGGAGCGUUCUUGGCCCUCUAAAAUUUUGUGUUUACACGUUACCUCUUAGAGCAAUGCAUUCUGCGUUAUCAUAAGAUAGGUUAUCAGUUUUAUGCAGAUGAUACCCAGUUGUACACGUCUUGCAACAUCCAUGAUCCAGCAUUGUCUGGGAACACCAUUGUUGACUGCAUAUCAGAUCUCGGAGGUUGGCUCAUUUCAAACAAAUUGAAGAUAAAUGAUGGAAAAACAGAAUUUUUAGUCAUUACCCAACCCCACAAAAACAGCCUUGCUCACAACCUGCAACUUAAAAUUGGAGCUAGUGUGCCAUUAUCCUCCCCCCAUGUAAAAAAAUUAAGAGUAUACUUUGAUUCUACACUUUCAAUAGUCAAACAGAUCUCCAACAUUACGAGGUCUUGUUUAUUCAACAUUUGGAAUAUUGGCAUCAUAAGGAAAUAUCUGAAACAAUCAUCUGCUGCUACUGUGAUACACUCAAUUGGUAACUUUCAGGUUGGACUAUUGCAAUUCUGUAUUAUAUGGAUGUCCAGAUGAUAAGAUCAAAAGAUUACAACUCAUCCAGAAUAUCUCAGCACGGCUUUUAAUGCUACAGCCUAGGAAUUGCCGUGCCACUCCAAUUUUAAAGCAGUUGUACUGGUUACCAGUUACGGCCAGAAUUUUAUUUAAGGUUGUAGUUUUUACACAUGCUACUUUUUAUAACCUCCACCAUAUAUAAUUGAUCUGGUCGAACAUUAUAGUCCUCAAAGAUCCCUGAGGUCUGGUGACAAACUUUUACUGAAAGUUCCCAAAUCAAAGUUAAAAACAUAUGGUGACAUAUCAUUUU
Messenger RNA from Lingula anatina, 4696 nucleotides. RefSeq names its product equilibrative nucleobase transporter 1. The record is from RefSeq and is a predicted model, not a curated record. Gene Ontology annotation, molecular function: transmembrane transporter activity. Lineage: Eukaryota; Metazoa; Brachiopoda; Lingulata; Lingulida; Lingulidae. Gene Ontology annotation, biological process: transmembrane transport.